This is a messenger RNA of Alternaria ethzedia, 1137 nucleotides long. RefSeq lists its product as uncharacterized. Bases 1 to 1137 code for a protein of 378 amino acids. The transcript is spliced from 3 exons. Lineage: Eukaryota; Fungi; Ascomycota; Dothideomycetes; Pleosporales; Pleosporaceae. The record is from RefSeq and is a predicted model, not a curated record.
AUGGAGAACACAUGGGGCGUGCAGCCUGCACUAUCGGGAAUGAACUUCUCAGCCGCUCCAGCAGCUGCCAUGUGGUGGGAUACGUGCCCCAUCGGCGCGCAACAAUUCUGGGGGUCAUCCAACGAGACACUCCCCACCCAGACUCACGAGCCCCUCGCCGAUGUGCUUGAGGAAAUCGGAAUUGGAUCCACAAACGGUUCCCAUACAGUUCUAGACAUCAAAGCCUUCAGAGAUUCCCUUGGAGGCCGCCCGAUCUACAGUCGUUGCAUGCUUCGCAACGCCGCAGAUCAACUGACUCGAGCUCGCUGCGGCCAGGACGUUACACUGUUGGAUUGCUAUGGCAAGCCUUUCUUCUUCCCAGGGGAAAAGUUUUCUUCUUUCGAUGAAGCUCCUGUCUUGUUCUACUCCGGAAUCCAUGAACUCGCCGAAAUCUUCCAAGCUGAUGACGUCCGCCCGGCGCUCCCACUCUUUCUAGGAUCUGGAGAACGUCAAGGAGUACGCCCCGAUCGCGUCGACACUAGGCAUCUAAAACCUGGUCUGGGGACUCUGGACGCUCCAGACAUUGCGCAAACUCGCUCGUUGGUGCAGCAUUUUACUGCUUCUUUUAUCGCUUACGAUCUCGAACAACUGUAUGAAGCAGAAGGCAUACCGCUCGAAAAUCCCAUCAAAAUUGUUGCGCAAGACCCUGCUUACACCUCCCUCGACCGCAUGACGCUUCAUUCGCUAGCAAAACCGAUUGAGGUAGUGAGCGAUCCUCAAGGCUUCUUGGCCAUUAACGAAGGCUCCCUUGUGUUUUCGAGCUGGCCUUCAGUUCCAGUCAAACAACUCAUAGCCGAUCUUGCGACCGAGCUACCGGAUGGCAAAGGCCCUGCUGCCCUAUUCUUGAACAACGACCGUAAGGACAAAGAUUUUGGCGACGUGGAUGUGGCCAGGUACGAUCUUCGUCAUUAUGGCCCUGUGCGUUACAUCAAUGCGGAAACAAAGGCGUACGUGGAAAUGCUUGAGUCCUAUACACGGGUCCUCGAUGGUGAACAACAGUUUGGCAUUGGUUUCGUGGGUAAGUUACCGGGUUUCGAGAGUUAUUUACCAGGUUUCGAGUGGUUCCCGGAUAUGGACAUGUGGGGUCGUGAAGAGUAG